AUGGAAUCAAUCCCACAAACCCAUAUUUGCUCUAUCUGCUCUGAAGUCCUGAUCUAUCCAGUCAGCACAAAGUGCAAGCAUAUAUACUGAAGCAAGUGAAUUUACACCCAUCUUGAACAGGCAGAGGAGAAGUCAUGUCCUGUAUGAAGAACUGAGUUAGUCAUGGAGAGAUUUAACCCACCUGUGAUUAAGAAGUUAUGAGAAAUUGUAGAAAAGAAGUAUCCUGAAAAGGUUGAAUCAAGAAAAACAACACAUGAUGCCUAUUUAGCAGAACUUAGAAGGCUCAAAGAGAUCAGGAACAGCAUUAAGAUUCAUUUUGACUAUGGUUAUACUCUACACACUCCCUAUGUCCCAGAUAAAAGCAUCUUUCAAAGAGAAGCUAGACUAUACAUUUGUCUAAAAGACUCGGAAAUUAAUGAAAAUUCAUUAAUCCAAAACAUUGAUUUCAAGAUUGAGGAUCCUCCUCGUACUCGUCAAAUGAAAUAUGCUCCAUUUACAACCACGAUCAAAAAGGUCUACUCUGAAAUUCCUGAAGACACUAACCAUGAUCUUGUUCCUGUUCAUAUCACAGUUACAUGGCAACGCUGGACUAAAUUGUCUCCUACAACGUACACUUUCGAUUUGGAUCUUGCAACUCAGAGAAACUUCCAGAGUUCCGAUUUCAUCUAUGUUCGCAAGACCCUGACAAAGAACAUCAUUGAGAAAAAAGAUUAGUUACUUUUUGUGGCACUUUUAAGCAAGAAUUAAUCAUGAAUCUAUAAUGAGAAAGUUUAUUUGAACCUAAUAAAAUUUAGAAAAGUUAAUUGCCAGUUCAUAGUGACCAUUUAGGCUAAAUUCUCCUAAACGAACAUAAUGUCUCUUCCAGCUGUAUUUAUGAAUUAUUCAAAUUUUGUACA
Moneuplotes crassus is the source of this 896-nucleotide messenger RNA. NCBI's taxonomy places the organism in Eukaryota, Ciliophora, Spirotrichea, Euplotida, Euplotidae. The record is from the annotation of a GenBank genome assembly.